UAUCACGGCCCCUCGUGUUUCGUCGGAUCUCCAUAUGGAUUCAUGGCACCGAAAGCUUUCGUGGCCGACUCGAGUUCCUACGCUCGAGGCCGGAUGUGUGCGGUUACGUCCAGGAGCUCGUCGUCACUGGCAUCAACGCGCCGUUCCUACAACUCAUGCUAAACCAACACCAGGGAGAAGGUCCUAUAGUCAUCAGUCACAUGAAUGCCCUGGAGAACGCGCUGAAAGACGGCCUAUUGACAAACCUUCAGAAGCUGGAGUGGGACAACGAAGAAAUCAUAACCACGACCUUCGCGAACACUAUUCAUAAUGCAUUCCCUCGAUGUGUUUGGGUCAUCUCUACGUAUUCCGGGAACCCGUUGCCCCCACUGCCCAACCUCGUCUCCUUGUCAUCUACCGCCUAUUACAACGUUGAGGCGUUGCUGUACUACCAGCCAAUCUUGCUUCGCGCUCCACGACUCCGCACUCUGGAUAUCGUGUCGUUCCGGCCUACGGGUCGUUCCUUACCGACGCAUGGUGCGCCGCCCUUCAUGGCGCACGACCCGAUCCUAGCGGUCUCCAGAGAAGCCUAUCCAGCAAUCGAAGAACUCACCAUGCGUUGGUUGCUAUGGUCCCUUGAGGGUGCCCGCCAGUGUCUUCAGAUGAUGCGCUGGUCACAGCUGCGUUGUCUUACGCUGAUGCACAGCAACUCCGCCCCGUUCUUAGAAGGCUGUAUACCUACCCGUGAAACGUUUCCCGCACUUAAGGAAGUCAAGCUAGUGGAGCCUCACCCCUUCAAUCCAGGAGCUUUCCAGGACGCCCUCAAACAAUUCCUGGCGACCAUGACUUCAGGGCUCCGUGACCUGCAUGUCGAAGCGUCUUGGCAGACGUUGGUGUCUACUAUCGCGGAGCGCCACGGGGUGACCCUGCGCUCACUAGUUCUGCACGAGAGCGAGCACGCCCGGGCACCGCAGAGGAGCACGCUCAACCUCGCCGACCUAAUCGUGCUGGGGAACGCAUGUGCAUCCCUCAGAAAUUUAGGCGUCGAUGUAGAGGCCGAUUACUCUCUCCCGGGGCCCGGUGUUCCUGAAGGCGAGUCUUUCGCGGCAGUUGUCAACUCGACGGCCUACUUCCCUUCUCUGCGGCACAUCACGCUUUGGGCUCCUCUCGGCCUCAUGGACAGAGCGAAUGUAUCAGCACAAGGCAACAUCUUGGAGGGAGGAGACCCUUUGUAUGUCCUCGAAGAACACGCAUCGAAAAUUCUGGAUCCCAGUCUGUGCGACACGGACAACACUGAGCAGCGAGACAGAGGCAAGCUCGAGUCACUGACCGUCAAUCUUGGCGAACAAGAAAGGGAAUUCGGGGCACGGCACCCAGACCCCUGGGAGAUCUGGGAGAUGGACAACCGGACGCAGAGAUAUCUCGAGAAGGUCUAUGACGCGGAUAUUGCUAUCCGUAUGUACGGUGAAUACGAUGACUCAUACGAGCAGUCAAGCGCACGGCGUCCUCGUCUGUGGUCCGUCACGCACGAUAACGAGUGGGUAGAAGGGCCCGACCUCGAGGACGACGGGGACGAGGAAGCAGAGGCUGAGCCGGGCAGUCAAUGAUGGCGAUAGGUGCCAAGACUCACGCAGCUCCUGCGAGUGGCCUCAGCCUCAGGUGCUGGUAAUAGUGGCCUGCCAGUGGAGGAUUUGCCUCAGUGACGUUUGCGGUCGGCUGUAUUGAACAGGUUCGAAUAAAAGCUACUCAUGAUUGACACAUUUGCAAACACGUGGUCUCGGAACCUUGGUCAGAGUUGCUGUCA
This is a messenger RNA of Fomitopsis serialis, 1783 nucleotides long. RefSeq lists its product as uncharacterized. Bases 156 to 1586 code for a protein of 476 amino acids. NCBI's taxonomy places the organism in Eukaryota, Fungi, Basidiomycota, Agaricomycetes, Polyporales, Fomitopsidaceae. The record is from RefSeq and is a predicted model, not a curated record. The transcript has 4 exons.